Messenger RNA from Python bivittatus (Burmese python), 2625 nucleotides. NCBI's taxonomy places the organism in Eukaryota, Metazoa, Chordata, Lepidosauria, Squamata, Pythonidae. The record is from RefSeq and is a predicted model, not a curated record.
AGAGGCAGAAUCUGGAUCGAGGAUGUUCCAGACGUUGUCCGACUACUUCUGGUGGGACCGGCUUUGGUUGCCCGCCAACCUGACCUGGGAUGACCUCCAGGGCCACGAUGACCAAGUGUACAGCAAAGCCUCUCACCUCUACUUAACCAUCCCGCUGGGCUUUGUGUUCCUGGUCAUCAGGCACGUCUUCGAAAUCUACAUAGCCACUCCGCUGGCUGGACUUUUGAACGUCAAGGAAAAAACCCGAUUAAAAGCCACACCAAACCCAGUGCUAGAGAAGUUUUACUCCUCUUCCGGCAAACAUCCCACACAGGCUGAUAUCGAAGCUCUGUCUAAAAAAAGCGGCUGCACCCCGCGGCUGGUGGAGCGCUGGUUCCGGCGCCGGCGGAACCAGGAUCGACCCAGUUUGCUCAAGAAAUUCCGGGAGGCCAGUUGGAGAUUCACGUUUUACCUUAUUGCUUUCAUUGCUGGCAUGGCUGUGAUAGUUGACAAACCUUGGUUUUACAACCUUCGGGAAGUUUGGGUCGGCUACCCCAUUCAGGCCUUGCUGCCUUCGCAGUACUGGUAUUACAUCACCGAGCUGUCGUUUUACUGGUCGCUCUUGUUCAGCAUCGCCUCGGAUGUGAAACGGAAGGAUUUCAAAGAGCAGGUGAUCCAUCACGUCGCUACGAUCAUCUUGAUGAGUUUCUCCUGGUUCACCAAUUACAUCCGGGCAGGGACCCUUAUCAUGGCUCUGCACGACUCGUCUGACUAUCUGCUGGAGUCAGCCAAAAUGUUUAACUACGCCGGCUGGAAGAACACUUGUAAUGGUAUUUUCAUCGUAUUUGCUGUGGUCUUCAUCAUCACUCGCUUAAUCAUUCUUCCCUUCUGGAUCCUGCACUGCACAAUAGUCCAUCCUCUCGAUUUUUAUCCCCCCUUUUUUGGCUAUUACUUCUUCAACCUCAUGAUGGUGAUUCUCCAAUGUCUGCACUUAUUCUGGGCCUACUUCAUCAUUCGCAUGGCCCAGAAAUUCAUAACUGGAAAGGUAGUGGAGGACGAGAGAAGUGACCGCGAUGAAACAGAUUACUCCGAGGAGGAGGAAGAAAAAGUUGCUGCGGGGGCCGCGGCCGGCACGGGGACCAAGAACGGCCCUCUGACCAACGGGCAUCCCGUCUUGAACAAUAACCAUCGGAAAGUGGAAUGAUUCCUCCGCGCGAAUUUUUUCUCCCUGGUGCCCGUCUUUCUCUGGCCCCAGCUCCUCCCGAGCCCGUUGCGAGAUGCGCCAUCCGAGACUGGGGGAUGUUUUGUUUUCUGGCCAAGCCAAAAACUUUGGAUGAGGAAAGGUGUUCUAAUCUCCAGCACGAGGGCCCUCUGCCUAGAGUCAUUGGCCGAUAAGGGUUCUCCCCGCUUUUCCCCCCUCGGUGACGUGGUUUCACUUUUGGGAGGGACGCCUCGCAAUUUGGCCUAGAAGAAAUCAUUCGCCCUUGGAAGUCGUCCCCCCCCACCCCCAUGAGACCCCCGCUUCCUCCUCCUUUUUGCUCCCCCAGCCCUCACCAAACUGCCUUAAAACCACAUCGGUGAAGUCAAGAUGCAACUUCAGUUCCUCUCCCUCUCACUUGUCUCAUUCUUCCUCCCCGCUUCUGGAGCCCCAAAAUACAAAUUGAGGAAGUGCAGGAAGGGAGAAAAACCUCGCUUCCCGUCACUGCAACGCAUGCAGCCACCAGACCUCGUUCUGCACCCGUCGAGAUGCAUGAGAAACGGAAACUUCCCCAAGUCGCCAGUCCACAUUGAUGCUUCCUUCCUGUGCCAAAGGCCUGUGGUGGUGCACAGUGGGCCAGAAAAAACACGGAUUUCGUUUGCUCUCCCGGACGUCACGUGGGCUCAACUCUUCCACGGCAAAUGCUGGUUUUUCAUGAGUGUGGAAAUCGUUCCCACUUUUCUUGGUCAGCUCCUGGGGUUUGGGGAAUUAGCUGUCUGCUCUUUCUGUCCUGCGCACCUUCUCUUUUUCAUGGUUCUUCUGCCCCUCGAUGCUGCAAUGUUUGGGGAACUGGGAAUGGUGUCCAGAACCAGCACGGCUGAAAUAGGAAUUUAUGUUCCUCUCACACCCUUGGGCGAGAAGGAAAGACCCCCCUCCUGCCUUAACGCUGAUUGGCGCUGCAAAAUCUUCCUUCUCCACCAGCGUCUCUCUCUCGGUAUUACCUCCGUAUUGUACAAGCCAUGAUUUCCCCCCCUUUGGGGAUGCAGGGGUGGGCGGGAGAGGAUCCGGCAUUGCUAGCUGCACCAAACGUUAACUCGGGCAGGCGAGUCAAUUUCCCCACGGCCUGAUCACGCUUGCACGUGGUUUUUGUCGUUGCCGAUGGUAGAAGUGCUUAAGAAACAGAAGAAGCGGCUGGCUUAGGGGUGGGAGGGUCCGUCGGAAGAGCUCCACUGAUAUAACGUGGAGAGCAGGUACGCCUGUCCCGGGGGGGGAUUUUUACGGAGGGGGCGGUUGGCUACGGCAAGCCACUUCAAUAGGUCAACAGCACCCUUGAGCAUUAAAGGCCAGCAAGGUUUUCAUUCUCUCUCCUUUCUGCAAAUCGCUCAUGUUCUCAAGGCGCGCUAGUUCGCUCUUCUCCUUCUCCUGGGAAAUUAAUCCCCCCCACUCCA